Messenger RNA from Musca domestica (house fly), 15357 nucleotides. RefSeq names its product pneumococcal serine-rich repeat protein (gene cic). Gene Ontology annotation, cellular component: nucleus. Gene Ontology annotation, molecular function: RNA polymerase II transcription regulatory region sequence-specific DNA binding; DNA-binding transcription factor activity, RNA polymerase II-specific. Lineage: Eukaryota; Metazoa; Arthropoda; Insecta; Diptera; Muscidae. The transcript has 22 exons. Bases 1545 to 9614 code for a protein of 2689 amino acids. Gene Ontology annotation, biological process: regulation of transcription by RNA polymerase II. The record is from RefSeq and is a predicted model, not a curated record.
AACAAAUCUUCUCGAGGAAGGUUGUCGUUCUCGGAACGCUGUUUUGUUUCUUGUACGGGACUUGUAACUUGUGUGUGAAAGAAAAAUAAAUACACAAGAAACUACAGCAAAUAAGAAAAAAAACAUCCAGUGUGUAGUAAAAUAAUUUCAAGAAGGAAAACAACAAAAAAUAAGCGAAUUUUUAAACGAAAAACAAAAUCAUUUACGAAUUUGAAGUGUAACGAAAUGGCAAAACCAUCGUUUUUCUUUUCUUCUUAAAAAAAAAUAUAUGUAAUGUGAAAAAAAGAGGAAAGAAAGAAAGAAAAAUAAAAUAUGUAAAAAAGCUACUACCUACAAGAAAUGAAAUCCAAUUGAAAAUCCUUUACCAAGAAGCUGAAAAUAAAAGAAGUGUGUGUUGUGUGAGUACAAAUGUGUGCCUGCUGCUGCUCUUUCCGUCUGUCCGACUGACGACUGCCUGCAUUUGUAUCCAAUAAGAAGAAAUUUGCAAAAAUUGCACUUUUUUCUUGCACAUUCUAAACGAGCGAGCCAGAGUCAGUCAGAGUGGAGGAGUAAAAUGAAAAUGGAAAAAUUGCACAAAAAUCGUUGAGAAAACGGAAAAUAAUAAAACGGAAAAUUGUGUAAUAACAAAUUGUGAAGAAUUUUUCAAAGUGAUGAUGAUGCUGUUGUGAAGAAAAAAAUGUUUAAAAAAAUGUAUAAUUAAAAGCAAAGAAUAGCAAAUUGAAAAAAUAAACCACAAGAAAAGAGUAAAGUGAAGAAGAAUUAAACACCACAGCAAGAUACAAUAACAACAAGCAGAAAAAAAAACUAAUUUUUCUAAAGGUAUUUGAUUAAUUGCACGACGGAGUUCAACUGGCUGUAAAAAUAGAAAUCCUGCAAUUAUUUGUAUUUUGUUGCUGCUAUCCAUACUUUUGCGGUGCUGUUGGCUGUCCAGUUUCUAGAAAAAGCUGAUUGUAUUGGCAACAGAACAAAAAAAAUAUAAGAGGAAUCUUCUCUUAGCCAUUACAACAAAAUGUUGAGAUCCGACACGAACGUCUAACUGACGUGUUGUCCCUUUUUAGCUGCCCUCCCCAAAUUAGCCGUUGGUUUGUUGUAACAACAACAACAUGAUUAUUGCAGCAUUGAAAAUGUGGCCGCUGCAAUAUCAUUGUCAAGUGUCGCAACAACAACAACAAAUGCUGCUUCAAAUGCCCGACUUCUCAUAACAUUCUAAAAAAAAACGACUGGAUUCCUAAUCUGAAGUCAUCGCCGUACCACAUGGAAGACGAUUUCCUCAGAAGACGACGAUAUCAGUAUUAUUUUAAUUAAUCUCUCUCUUGCGCGCGCUCUCUCACUCUCUCCAUCUCUCAGGGAGCAGCAGUAUCUUCUUCUCUUGCUAAUCAAGCCACAGAAGGAAUAUUUUCCCCCCACAGACUAUAUUCAACAGCCAGCAAGAGGAAGACAGAACACGGCCAAUAUCACAACCAUUGGCGGGAGGGGAAAGCGGCGGUGUGGAAAGCAGACACCAGCCUUGCUGUUGCUGAAAGAGCCGCCAAAACGCCCACAAAAUGGUAACACCAUCAACGGCGGUGGCAACAACAGCAGCAGUAUCAUCAGCAUCCAAUGACAACAACAGCAACAAUACGUCAAUACAACAACAUCAUCAGCAACUCCAACAGCAGCAGCAACAGCAUCAGCAGGAUGUGCCACAAACGUCUUAUGCAGCAACUCAGGCAACCACUACCGCCACAACCUGCAGUGGCAUGGCCGCCACCGCCGGCGCCAUACCUCGACAACAUCCAAAGAAACGUAAAUUCGAUCCCUCAGAACUGGAUGAGGCCAACGAUAAUCACCAACAGUCACAGCAGCAGGUCAAGCAGGACAACGUCCACACAUCAGCAGAGAUUAAGGCCUCCCCCGCAUCGAGCUCCUCCAACACCUGCAACACCUCAUCCUCCUCCUACAACACAACAAAUGUGGUUGAUGCCACAACAUCAACAGCCAUUAGCAACAACAACAGCUCAUCCACAACCUGCACCACCACAAGUAAUGGCAUCAACAAUGCCAGCCGAGGAGAUGGUGCAACCUAUUGUGGUGCCACAGCCACCACCACCACCACAAAUGGCACCGUAGACAGUGAAGUGGCAGGAGGGGGAACAGGCGGCUGCGGCGGAGGAGGUAUUUACACAUUGCGCACAACAACAUUUGGAUCUCCUUCGGGAGGUGGUACAGCAACAUCUGUGGCCCACAGCAGCAGUGAUACCAGUAGCGGGUCUCUGGUAUCCAUUGCGUCCAAGGCCAGUACAUGCACGGAGAUACCCGAGAAACGUACAAUUAUAACGAGUUCUCAUGCAGCUGGCGGCGUUCCUGGUGUUCCUGGUGCCGCAUCAACGUCAACAACUACAACAACAUCUAUACACAAACAAUAUGUGGUAAAUGACAACAACAAUGCAAGCAGUGGCAGCAACCACAAUGCCAAUACCCCCACAACAGCAACAGCCAGCAUCAAUGGUAGUAAUAGCAACAACAACAACAACAAUUUAAAUCAACAAAAUAAUGUUGCUGGACAACGAUAUCAUUUUGUACAACAACAACAACAACACCAACAACCGCAACACAAAACACAGAUACAUGUUGUUGCUUUGAAUAGCAACAGCCAACAACAACAGCAAUUACAAAUGCAACAACAUCAUUUACAGCAACAGUCGUCCUCUUCGUCUGUGACAGUAGCAACAGCAGCCCCACCACCACCACCACCCCAACAAUCAUCAUCUGCAGCAACUGUUGUCAACAACACAACAUCCUCCGUCACAUCAUCGAUGUCCGUCUCCGCAUCCUCGUCCUCCUCUGCCACCACCACACCCUCCAUCUCCUUCUCCUCAUCGACCAGCAGCAGCAAUGAUGGGAUUGUACUUAAUCUAAGUGAUUGGAUUGAUACCCGAGUACUGGCCAAAGUGAAUAACUACUAUGCUCCGGGCGUGACGCGCCAGCCAUCGACAACGACGACAUUGACGUCGUCAUCGUCGCCGAAUGCCAUCAUCGAUGUGCCACCGAAUUCAAUUAUUGUCGAAUUUGAUCCACCAGAAAAUAGUACACACCUAUACACGGAUGUACUUAAUAGUGGGCGUUUUAAUGUGAUAUUGGACGCAAGUCCACCAGCGGCCGAUCUCUUGGAGGACACCCGUGUCUGUGUGCGAACAUCCAUUGAGGGCCGUGAGGGUUGUGUGUUUGUCGAAGGCACCGUUAUCGAGGUACAUCCGGCAACAAAACAGUUUACAGUACAAAUUGGAACCACGGAGACGGGAGCGGCAAUUUUGAACACUGUAAAACGUGCCGAUCUACGUUUGCUGCUGCCACCCUGGUGGGAUGAACUAAACGAAGUGUCACCCCUACUGCAAACUGUCCCUGCAAACAACAACAAUGCGUUUACGACCAAAAAAGUGGCCGCUGCAGCGUCACCACAAUCCAGACGUACCUUGGGCGCCACAACGGUACAAUAUGCGAUGAAUCAUCAUCAGGGCAGUAAAACGCCAACGACGGGUCUUCAUCAUGGUCCACAUCCAUAUCAUUCACAUGGCCCGCAGCAGCAGCUGCAUCAUCAGGAUCCCCAGCAACAGUCACAACACACAACACAUCAUCAACAUCAUCAGUUGACCUUUAUCAAUAAUAAAAUGGUAACUCCCAGUGGGGCGGCGGCAGCGGUUCUGCAACGGACAUCGGGUCAUCAGACGGUGACAACGCAACCGAAACCGGAUGAUUAUUACAGGACCAUAGCCACAUCGCCGUUUCAAACGACUGGUGGGAAUAUUGUGAACGGGAGUGGUAAUGGCAAUGUGGUGGUGGUCACUAACGCAGGAGGACAGCAUCAAAAUGCCUAUUUACUGCAAAACAAUGCAAAUGGUUGUGUUGAGACCGAACCACAACAACAACAACACCACCAUCAUCUUCACCCACAACAUCAACACCAAACCACGGCAAUGGAACAACAUCAACAUCCCCAUCAACAUUCGCAGCAGCAGCAUCAUGGAAUCGAUUCUAAACUACAAACAUCUGAUGAAAUGGCAAUGCAACAGCAGAGGCGACAACAACGUCAUCACCAACAGCUGCAACAACAGCAUCGUUCCACCACCACCACCACCAGCACUACUGCUGCCAACACCGCCACCUAUGACGACUCCUACGAUUCCGAUGAAGAACUGAAACGUGUCGAUAUCGGCGGCUAUGCAUCGCUCGCCGAUGCCGAUCCGGAAAAGCUGUCCGGCGGCAGCAAACGCAGCAGCAUGCAAAGUCGCGGCAGCUCAUCAUCAGCACUUGAACAGAGGCUAACACCACGAUCUCAUCCAGCUACACCACGAUCUCAAGCGAAUACGCCGCAUCGCUUCAAAAAGGGCGACAUUGUCGAGUCCGAGUCGGGCGUACGCAAAAAAUUCAAUGGCAAACAAUGGCGUCGAUUAUGUUCGCUGUGUUCGAAGGAAUCUCAGCGCCGUGGCUUUUGCUCGCGCCAUCUCAAUCAGAAGGGCAAUUCGUUGCGUUCAUCCGGACCGAGUCGUUUUCCAAGUGAUAUUAGCAGCCGUUCGAGCAGUAAAACCCAAAUCGAUGAGGAUACAUCUCGUGAUUCGGAAACGUCUCCAAAUUAUCGUACAACCGGACGUUUCGAUCAGGAGGAAACGGAUGUGGCCAAUAUGUUGGUAUCCCUGGGUAGUUCCCGUUCCGGCACACCCUCAUACUCAUCGCCCGUCAAUCAUGGCACCUCACCGAUGAAUGCCAACAAUUCUCCAGUGCCACCGGUGGUGGCAACAAAUCGCCAAAAUUUCUUUACACCCAUUGGCGGGGGACCGGCAACGCCCUCACAAGACGCCCACGCAAUCAAGUGGAAGGCCACACCGUCGCCGGUAAUGUACAAUGGUAUGGGUGGGUAUGGUUCUCAGGUUAUAUGUCCCGAAUCUGUGAGAGCCCAUCAGGCGGCUGGCGUCGGUGGCCAGUCAACGGCACCAGUACCAGCUCCGCCACCACCACCCCAACAGUCGCCUGUGUCAAUGGUAAUGCAUCAGCCUGCAGUGGUUUCAACACCACCCCAACAGCCAGUCAUGUCACCACAUUUACCGCUGACACCUCAGCAGCAUCAUCACUUGCAGGCAUCAAUAUCUCCAGGGCCGCCACCACCACCCAUGGUAAUUACGUCGUUGUCUUCAUCAUCAGCGGCGGCCCAUACAUCUUCGGCUGCCACCAUUACAUCCAUGGCCCAUGCUACAAGUGUCAUACGAAUAUCACCAGCGGCUGCUGCAUCAUCGACAACAGCAACAAACAUGACCAAUGCUGCCCUGAUACAGGCGGCACAGGCUCAGGCCUCCAGUCAAGGCCAAGGUGGGAGCGGUGGUCAGUCAUUUCAUCCCGUUAUUGUGGAUGCCACCCAAUUGAUGCCCCUGCUGCCGGCCCAUCAACAGCCACAGCAGCCCAGACAGCAAUCAUCUCCCUCACCACAACAACAACAAAAUACCGGACUCAACUCAAUUCAGGGUAUUCACCAUCAACACCAUAGCGCUUCUGCUGCCGCAGCGGCCGCCGCUGCUGCUUCGUCGUUGCAUCAAUUGCGACACAAUUCAGCUGGCGGAGCCACGGCAACUUUGUUGACAAUGCAGCACCAACAGCAACAGGUAAAGGCACAACACCACACACCUCCCCAUCAUCAUCAGCUACAACAACAGCAACAACCGCAACAACAACAACAGCAAUCUAUUCCAAAAAACGGCAUUAAUGCGGGGUCGAUUUUUCAAUGGCAUACGCUGCUGCCUCGCAUCCAUCAAUCCCCCGUUAAAAGUCAACAACAAGCCCCCAACUAUUCCUUAGCCGGUAUUGUGCCACCCACACCCUCUCCAACCAUUUCCAAUACCACAGAGGCAGCAGCAUCAACACCACCACCACCUCCAACAUCUCAUCAUCAGUCAGCAGCAACAUCAUCACAACAACAAAAUUUGCCAGUGAACGCCAACAACAACAAUGGUCACAUGAUGACCAUCAAACAGUCCAUGUCAUCUCCUGGCUCUGCAAAUCCCCUGAAUCUGAGUGAUGCCAAUAAAAACUCAGCCAUGGCAUCAUCCGCUUCGGACUUGACAAACUCUGCUGAUGACAUUGAUGAUCAGCUGGAUGAUGAUGUCUUUGAACCAUCGCCCAAAACUGAUAACACCACCAGCUCCUCCAACAUGGCCAGUAAUUUGAGUAUCAACAAAAAUAAACGACAGGAACGUUUCAACAACGAUUCUCAACACCAGAGCAUAAGAGGAGGUUAUAGGCCCAAUAUUUAUAGUACCUCGGCGGCUGGAGAAACAUCAACAUCAGGUGCUGCUGGAGGACGCAGGGGAGGUAAUGACCUCAACGAUGGCCAUGAGACUUCAGGCAACAACACAAAUCAUGGAGGUGGGGCAUCCAAGAGACGUUCUCAGUCCCUAAGUGCUUUGCAGCAACAACAAAAUGCAGCAGCUGCAGCAGCGGGAGGACCAGGAAGUGGUGGUCCCACAGAUGCCAAUAGUGGCUGUAAAGAGCCCAUGAGUCCCAUGACAAAGAGCAAAAUACGACGUCCCAUGAAUGCCUUUAUGAUCUUUUCCAAAAAACAUCGCAAAUUGGUACACAAAAAACACCCAAACCAAGAUAAUCGUACAGUUAGUAAAAUCUUGGGUGAAUGGUGGUAUGCCCUGAAGCCAGAGGAGAAGGCCCCGUACAAUGAGUUGGCCUCUUCCUACAAGGAUGCCCACUUCAAAUUACAUCCCGAUUGGAAAUGGUGUAACAAAAAUCGCCGUAAAUCAUCCAGCUCCAGUAAGGGUAGUGCAGCAGGUGGUAAUUCCAACGCCAAUGCUGUUCCAGGUUCAUCAGCGGGUGGCAAUGAUAUGAAUUAUCGUUUAGAUUCCAUCGAUGGUUCAGACUCAAUUGAUCAGGAACAUAGUCCCACCACGCCGGGUUAUGCCACCGCAUUCAAUAGCUCCGGUAAUGGUAGUCUUUCGGCAAAUUGUAGUGGUGGCCCUAACGGUGGUCUGGGACAAAAUUCCGCUAAUGAUAUGCAAACCGAUAUUAUACCAUUGACCAUUGCAACAUACAACACUUCGUGCACCGAAUCAUCGGAUCCAACAACAAUCAAUAGUCAUCAUUUGUCUGGAUUGCAAAAAUGUAUCAAAGAAGAGCCGAUGAAAUUGGAUAUUACCUCAGAGGAAGAACAAAUGGUCAUUGAUGAAGAUCACGAUGAACAACAACAAUCGAAUAAUAAUGGCAACAACAACAACAAUGCAAACUUUUACCAUCAACAACAACAGCAGCAGCAACAACAUGAGCCACAAAAUUCCACAAAUUCCUCGUCGGUUGAUCUCAAGUGUCGUGAACGUGUUACCGAUUCCGAUGUCGAAGAUACUGGUCAUGAUUAUCGUAAAAAUCUCACCGCGAUUAGUCAUGCUGCCAAUGAUAAGGAUGACCAGCAGCAACAACAGGCCACACCGCCGGCUACUUGCAAACCAACACCCUUGAAGGCAUUACCACCCAAUUUGGAGAACAGUAUGAUGAAGUUCAAACAAAUGGCGAUGCUAUCAUAUCCAAGUCCCAAAAAUCCAAUUGGUGUAACACCUUUCCAACCCACAGGUGGUGCUUUUAAGACUAUGCCCAUAAGUCCAAAGAGUACAAAACACGAUGAACAACAACCACAACAAAUUAUUAUUAAACAAGAAGAUCUCAUGGAUGUACCGCAUAUUAAACAAGAACCUCCCUCACCCUAUAAAUUGAAUGGUGGCGGCGGAAAUCUUGGAACGGCGGGCUCUGGCAAUUCGUCUACAAAUAGUUCAGCAUCAAGUGGUGGUAAUAUAUUUACCUUCAACGUGCCCCAGGCCACACAACAAAACAAAACGUCACAAUAUGUGGCCGGUGGUCCACCAUUGCGUAGUCCUACCGAUCCCAGGGCAACAUGUGGUUCCCAGGCGACAUCCUUGACGGUGGUCUCAUCAUCGGCUGCAGCAGCUGCAUCGGUGCCUUCAUCCCCAGCGGCUGGUGGCGGCGGGCAGGCGGCCAAGCAGCAGAUCUUGUUUGCCGUUAACAAUGCCAUGUCACAUCAUCAGUAUGCUGCCCUAUUACCCUUGCAUCAACAACAACAAUCUCAACAGCAGCAACAACAACAACAACAGCCGCCACCACCACCAAAUACUCUACAAAUGCAGUAUAUCUUCAAAACCCACAAUGGUCAAGGUGAACUGGUGCCUACCUCGAAUCCGAAUGCUUUAAUUCUACAACACAACUAUAAUCAAGAAACCCUUCCGAUAUCACCAUCGCACCGAAACUCCCUACCAACAACACCCAAAUCGGCAACCGAAACUAGUUUCCAACGUAAUCCAGCCGAUGGUAGUUUCGAUGAGACCGUUGAACAAAAGCAGGAUAGCAAUGAAAUGCAACAGCAAUUUAUAUUGGCACCCACCCCAGCUCAGCUGGGUAAGGCACCAUUGCAACGUCGCAAAAAUUUGUCUGUGGGCAGUAUGGGCUCCAUAAAACAAGAAGGUGGCAAUUUUAGCACAGCCACCAUUUUGUCAAAUUCCAAUACAGGCGGCGGCGGCACUGGUGGUGGUAAUGUCAACAACAAUUUGCAUUCACCCACAAUGGAGGGAUCUUCGCCGAUUAUAGGACAUGUCUCGACGGUGACUAUAACAUCAGCAUUGCCGACACCUACCUCAUCGUCUACCACACCGAACAGUGACGAACAAUUACCUCUGACGCCGUCAUCGAGUAGUGGUGGUGCUGGUAGUGGUAGCAGUGGUUCGACGACGAUUAGCACAAACAACUCCUCAAUACCUAAAUCGCCAAAAUCACUGCAUGGUCCGAAGAAGAAGCAACACCAGCAUAUGCAUCAGCAGCAGCAACAACAGCAGCAGGAUGGCAAAUCAAAUGCCCUGGCUUCAAGCGUUUUGGCUGAUUUUGAAAAGAAAUACGAGGCAUUGCCACAAUUCAAGCCAAAGGAUUGUCAAUCACCCAGCGCCAUUGCAGUGCCAUCUUCACCAAGGGUCUAUGGUACAAAUUAUCGUAAAAAGAAUGCUACUGCCCCGCCACCAGUACAAAGGAUACAAAGCGAAGAUGAGGCAACCGAUGAUACGGCUUCAGUACCACCCACACCACAACAGCGUUUCUUUGGUCCAGAUUUUAAUAUUGACACUCUAAGAGAAUUAGAAUCAUCGGACCAAACGGGACGCUCACCCCGUACACCGCAAACACCACUGCAAAGUGCCCGCUCAGAUGCCAGUGAAAAAGGCCACCGUAAACUCUUGGAACAGCGACGUAAUUUGGUGUUGCAAUUAUUUAACGAACAUGGAUUGUUUCCAUCUUCCCAAGCGACAAUUGCUUUUCAGAAAAAACACAUUGAUGUCUUUCCACGUCGUCAAGAUCUGCAAUUGAAAAUCCGUGAAGUGCGUCAGAAACAAAUGAAUCAGUCCGGCUAUACACCGCAUUCGGCUGGUCCCAUUACACCAUCUGAGAAUAGUAAUCAAUCAUUGUCAUCGGCCAUGCUAACAACAGCAACAACAAAUUCCAACAGCAACAACACAAAUUCAACAAAUACAUCGGGAAUGAACCUGCAACAAACCAUAGAACAGCAACAGCAACAACAAUCCCAACAAAGUUAACUUUAAGUUAAUGCAACCUUUGUUGGAAUGAUGUAUAUUUCUACAAUACAGAAGAAAAAAAAUAAUACUUUUUUACAAAAUUGACAAAAUAUCGCACAGAUACACAACUCUUUUACACAAUAAUUACAACAACAGCAGCAACACAUACACACACAGAUAACUUGAAAAAAAACAAACAAACAACAAAAAGCAUGCAUUAAAUGCAUGUAAAAAAAUUUACAAUAACCGCGAGUGUUGUAGGUUAAUGAAAACAAAAAGGAUUUAGAAUCUUUAAGCUCUCCCCAAACCUACACAUAACCCCCCAAAUACACACACACACACACACAAACAUAGAAUUAUGCAUACAAAAAUCCAUUAAUUAUAUUAAACAUAGGUCCUUCCCCCCUCUAAACGAAAAUAAUGAAAAAAGAAGAACGUAUUAUUAAUAAAACAAAAAGAAAAAAUGAACAAAUGUUAAAAACGCUAUAAAAAACAAAAAAGAGAAUAACAUUUAUGUAUACCAACAUAUAAACGAUUCAUUGCAAAACAAGUCAUUUAGUAGAUUGGCAUAAUGAAAACCACCAUCGCCCCUCCUCCCCCUUUCCCUCAAAAUAACAAUAACAAGAAGAAGUGAAGAGGAAACAAAGAAGCAAACAAUGAUAUGUUGUUGUCGAUAAAGAGCAACAAAUUUAAAACGUACAUUAUUAGGUUAUAAACAAUAACAAAAAACAAAUAUUACGUUUAUAUUUGCAAGAAAAACGAAUGAUAUCACAAUGAAGAUAGUGUUUGGAAAAAAAGAGAAGGAAGAAGAAGAAGCAGAUAAUCUUAGUAAUAAUAUACACACAAAAAGGAAAUAACAAUUAAAGUCAUAUUAGAUUGUAAAAAACACAAAACAGAACAUAUAUAAAUACUUUUAUACAAACAUCUCUACACCUACACCUACACAACAAAACACCAACUCACUCCACUCCCAAAACAAAUUGUAUUCAUAUUUCUAAAAUGUAUGUUAUUUCUAUAUUUUUUUUAUUUUCACUUUAAUUUUUUUUUUUAUUUAUUUCCUUUUUUAUUAGAAUUUUGAUUUCGAUUUUCAACUUUUUUUAAAAAAAAGAACACCCUCACAAAUGUAAUGAUGUAUUCAAAACACACACACAAACACACGAUACUGUCUGGUUAUAGAAUUGUUAUAGUCAGUAAAUGGAUUGAUUAGGGACCAAUGACCAUCGAUUAUUGAGUUGUGAUCAAAAACCAUUGAUUUGUGAUCAGAAAACAUUGAUUUUUGAUCAGAAAUCAAUGAUUUGAAAAUCAUAGAUACUCAGUGGUCAUCAAUGAUUGAAAAGUCAUAAAUCAAUGAUUAAAAAGUCAUAAAUCAAUAAUCAGAAAUCAUAGACCGAUGAUCACAAAUUAUUGGCCAAUAAUUUUUCAAUGCAGAAAUGAUUGAUUUGUGAUCAAAAAUUAUUUAUUUUAUUUGUGACAUAGAUAGUCAGUUACCAUCAAUGAUCGGAAAUUAUUGAUCGAUUAUCCAAAAUCAUUAAUCAAUGAUUAGAAAUUGUGAUCAAAAAUCAUUGAUUUGUCAUCAAAAAUCAUUGAUUUGUUAUCAAAAAUCAUUUAUUGGUGAUUAAAAAUCAUAGAUACUCAGUGGCCAUCAAUGAUCGAUGAUUGAAUAUUCAUAAAUCAAUGAUUAAAAAGUCAUAAAACAAUGAUCGGAAAUCAUAGACCGAUGAUCACAAAUUAUUGGCCAAUAAUUUUUCAAUGCAGAAAUGAUUGAUUUGUGAUAAAAAAUUAUUUAUUUUAUUUGUGACAUAGAUAGUCAGUUAUCAUCAAUGAUCGGAAAUUAUUGAUCGAUCAUAAAAUCAGUGAUCAGAAAUCAUAGAACGAUGAUUGCAAAUUAUUGGCCAAUAAUUUUUUUAAUCCAGAAGUCAUUGAUUUAUGAACAGAAAUCAUUGAUUCAAUUUGUGACCUAAAAUUUCGGUGAUCAUCAAUGAUCGGAAAUUAUUAAUCGAUGAUCCAAAAUCAUGAAUCAAUGAUAAGAAAUUGCCCAAAUUUUCCAAUCAUUGAUUGAUGAUAAAAAAAUUUUGAUCGAUGAUCAAGAAAAAGUUUUAGUUCCAUCGUAAAGAAAUUAUGGAUCCGUCAUCACAAAUCAUUGGUCAGUGAUAAAAAAAUCAUUCAUCGCGAUCAAAAUGUAUGAUUGGUGGUCAAAAGUCAUUGAUCGAUGAUCACCAACCAUAAUAUUUGAUUAUCGAUCGAUAGUCAAGUCAUAGAUAAAAAAAAUUUUUUUGAUCCAUGAUUAAGUAUCACAAAUCGAUCAUAAAAAUGUUUUGUUCCAUCAUAAAAAGAAAUAUUGAUCCGUCAUCACAAAUCAUCGAUCAUUGAUAAAAAAAAAUCAUUUGUCACCAUCAAAAUUUAUGAUUGGUGGUCAAAAAUCAUUGAUCGAUGAUCACAAACCAUAAUAUUUGAUUGAUGAUCAAAAGUCAUUGAUCGAUAGUCAAGUCAUAGAUCAAUGAUCAAAACUCAUUCAUCGUGGUCAAAAGUUUUUAAUCAAAUUUAUUUAACCAAAUUAAUUAAUGAUCAAAAAUCAUUGAUCAAUGGUUAUUGAUCCUUAAUCAAAAAUCAUUGAUCGAUAACCAAAAAGCAUGGCCCUUUUUUCCAAAUCAGCGAACAAUGACUACGAGUCAUUAGUCAAAGAUCACAAGUCAUUAGCAAAUUAUCAUAAUAAUUGACCAGUCAAUCAAUAGCUUUUGAUUCAUGGUCAAAAUAAUUGAUCAGUUAUCAAAAGUCAUUGAUCGUUGAUGAAUAAUCAAUCAUUAAUUGAUAACUAAAAAUCAUUUGUCGAUUAUUAAAAUCAUUUAUUGAUUGUUCAUUCACUCAAUAAUCAAAACAAUUGAUCUAUGAUCAAUGGUUUUUGAUCCUUGAUCUGAAUUAGUAUCAUUGAUCAAAUAUAAAAAAUCAUUAGUCGAUUAUUCCAAACCAACGAUCAAUGAUCACGAGUCAUUAGUCAAUGAUCAAAAUAAUUUAUCUAUGAUUAAUAACUUCUAAUUCAUGAUCAAAAUCGUCAAACAAAAAAAAAUUCAGGGCUCAAAAGUCAUUGAGCGAUGAUCAAUAAUCAAUGAUCGAUAAGCAAAAAUCAUUUGCGAUUUAAAAUCGAUUUAAAAUCAUCAAUCAAUGAUUUAAAAUCAUCAAUCAAUGAUCACGAGUCAUUAGUCAAAAAUCAAACAAUUGACUUAUGAUCAAUGAUUUUGGAUCUAUGAUCAAAAGCAUGCAAACUAGGUUAAUAUCAUUGAUCAAAGAUAAAAAAAAUCAUUGGUCGAUUAUUCCAAACCAACGAUCAAUGAUCACGAGUCAUUAGUCAAUGAUCAAAACAAAUUAACCUGCGAUCAAUAACUUCUGAUUCAUGAUCAAAAUCAUCAAACGAUUAUCAAAAUUCACUGAUUGGAGAUCAAAAAUUGGUCGAUCAUAGAAAAAUAUUGAACAAGGAUCAAAAAUUAAUCGUUCAUAGAAAAAUAUUAAUAUAAAAUAUUGAUCAUUGAUCGAAAGUCAACAAUCUUUGGUCGAGUAUUAGAAUCAUGGAGUAAUGACCAAAAAUCAUUGGUCGAUUAUCCCACAUCAUCGAUUAAUAAUCACGGGUCAUUUGAUCGAAAUAAUUGACUUAUGACCAAAAGUUUUUCAUCCAUGAUCAAAAUCAUUCUGUAAUCUUUGGUCAAAAAUUAUUGAUCGAUCAUAAAAAAAAAUGUUGAUCAAGGAACAAAAAUCAUGACCAAUGAUCAAUAGCUUUUGAUCCAGUAUCAGAAUCAUCUGAUAAAAGAUUAAUAAUUAAUGAUCGAUCAAUGAUCACGAGUCAUUGAUCAAUGAUCUAAGUAAUUGACCUAUGAUCAUCGGAUGGAUGAUAUUGAUCAUGAACCAAAAUCAUUGGUCGAGUAUUAAAAUCAUUAAGCAAUGAUCCAAAAUCAUUGGUUCCUUAUGACAAAUCAUCGAUCAAUGAUCACCAGUCAUUGGUCAAUGAUCAAAAUAUUUUACCAAUGAUCAUAGCUUUUGAUCCAUGAUCAAAUUAUUGGAGAUUAAAAAUUUUUGAUCGAUCAUAAAAAAAAUAUGAUCAAGGAUCAAAAAUCAUUUAUCAGUAAUCAUUGAUCGAAAGGCAAAAAAUCAUUUGUCGAUUAUUAAAAAUUAUUGAAAAAUGAAAAGAAAUCAUUGGUCGAUCAUUCCAAAUCAUCGAUCAAUGAUCACAAGUCAUUGGUUAAUGAUCAAAAGUUAUUGAUCCAUGAUCAAAAUUAUUGAUUUUUAGACGAUUAUCCCAAAUCAAAGAUCAAAAAUCGAGUCAUUGGUCAAUGAUAAAAACUCUCCAAUCUAUAGGUUUUGAUCGAUGGUCGAAAUCAUCUAGCUAUGAUCGAAUACCAUUGAUUGACAAUUAAACAAAUGUCCCUUCAUUCGUGUGUGUGUUUGUGUGCGUGUUAUAAAGCAAACUAUAAUUCUUACAAGAUUUGAUUUGCUCCGACCAACCGGGUUAUUUCAUACAUAUAUUUUCCUUUUAUUUUUCAAAUUUUCUUUCAAAUUUUCCUCUCUGUUGUAGUGGUAACAAAAAGAGUAAUGCAAGUUUUCCUCCUUCUUUUUUUUAGUUAUUUUUUUUUAAAUCUUUAUUUUUUUUAAUUUCGAGACGAUCUCAAAUCCUCGAGUAGUAGUGGCAGACUGGGUCUCCUAUUUAUUUUUUUAAAUAAGCUAAAUAAAUAUGAAGUUAUAUUAUUAUGAUUACAAUUAUUAUUAUUACUAUAUAAAAAAGAAAAAAUUACUAUUAUUGUUUAUGAAUUUUUUAUGAAUUUUCUAUUUUUUAUUAGCUUUUAAGUUAAUUUUAAUUUGUUUUAUUUUUUUAUUAUUAAUAUUUUAGAAAGAAAAGAAAAAAAUUUUAACAUUUUAACUUUUUGUAGAACUCUCCCCCCACUUCCCCUUACCACCUACGUUUUUAAAAAACGUUUUUAAACAAUUUUUUUUAAAUAUAUUUUAAAGUUUUUAAAUUUGAUUUUACCGAUGUUAACCCCCCAAAACUAAGUUUUUAAUCUGUUUUUUUUUUUUAAUUUAAAUUUUGUUUUUAACUUUUUUUUUUUUGUAAAUUAUCCAACCCCCUCUUCUUUUUCCAAAUUUAAUGUAAAGUAGCAUUUGAUAAAUCACAAUGAUAAUGAUGAUGAUAAGAAGAAAAGUAAAUAAUAAAAAAAACAACAGAAGAACACACAAACACAGUUUUUAAAAUUUUAUGAAAAUAAAAAAAAAAAACACUAACCUCCUAAAUCCCAUUAAAAAAACGUUUUGCAGUUUAUAGUGGAAACUAACAACAACAACAAUAAAAAAAUAAAUUUAUUAAUUUCUUUUAACCAUUACUGAUUUAUUAAUAAUGUAUUGUGUAAUGCUUUAAACAUGAAAAAUAGAAAUAAUAAUCUUAAAAUUAUUAUUUUAUUUUUUUAAAACAAAAAAAAUUGUCCUGUCUUCCACUUGUGCUGCAAUAUUAUUAACAAAACGAAACGAAACAAAAAAACGAAGAAAAAAAUCUAAUUUUUUUGCUCCUCUGUUUUUUUUUAAGAUUAGAUACGGAUACAUAAAAUUAGUUUUAAUAUUUGAUCAUCAAAAACACACAAGAAUUUUUUUGUAUUCUUAGUUUAAUGUAUUUUUAUUUAAUUAGUAGUUAUUCUCUAUUUUUUUUAAAGAAAAUUUGAAACAACAAACAGUUUUAAAAAAUGAAAACAAUAGUAGACCAUCAUUAUUAAGAAACGAAGAAAAAAAACAA